Molecule: messenger RNA, 234 nt
Organism: Echinococcus granulosus
Lineage: Eukaryota; Metazoa; Platyhelminthes; Cestoda; Cyclophyllidea; Taeniidae
Product: Cyclin-dependent kinase 2-associated protein
Exons: 1
Coding region: 1-234 (77 amino acids)
Cellular component (GO): nucleus; cytoplasm
Source: RefSeq, a predicted model, not a curated record
AUGGCGGGACAACCUAAUCCUCCCGCACAGAUGAUCCAAAACCAACAGGUGUGUGUUGAUGGCUUGACUAAGUAUGCACACCUUUUACAAGUCAUCGAUGAAAUGGGACGGGAUAUAAAGCCCACUUACGUCAACAACAAGAACGCAGCUGAAAGGUUGAAGAAAAAUAUUCAUUCUGCUCGUAUUCUAGUUCGUGAUUGUGUUGCAGAGCUGGAGAGGGUUAUGAAAAGUUGA